AAUAUGGCGGCCCCCUGUGGUGGCGGGAUCAGCCGGGGAGGGAGGGUGAAGGCCGCUUCAGUUGGGAGCGGCUCCGCUUCACCAGCAGCGAGAGAAGGUCCUGAGGGUUAGUGUAAACCAUGGAGCCGGAACAUUUGGAAGUGCGUUGUGCGGUCCGACAGGCACUCAAUACACUCUCAUCCUCCAAGGACAGGGCAGAAAUCACACACACCCUCCAGUGCAUCAAGCGGUAUCUGGGGGGAGCGGAAAGUGACAUCCCCCUGCGGCAGAGGGAGGAGUUCGUGAAUGUGCACUAUUCCAGGUUCCUCCACGGGUUGAUCGGCAGUCUCAGUGCUGACUGCUUGGAGCAGCAACAGUUGUUCGAUGAAUUGUUUCUUGAAGGACCCGCUGACCAGGCGUUCCUUGUGCUACUGGACACCAUCACAUCCACCAGCUCGAGUCCCCAGCAGACCCGGUGUGUGAAUGUCUUGGAACGCUUCCUGCGGGAUGGCCGGAUGACGGAGAUGAUCUGGGAAUUCUGUCAGACACAGGAUGGACCGAGCCCCUCCAACUUGCACCAGGCGAUCCUCAGCAAGACGGUUUCUCUCCCAGAUCACUUGGCAAACAAGCUGCAAAGCAGCAACCGUCCGGCCUUCUACCCAAAUCGUUACUUUCCACUGCUGGCUCAGCAGAUGCUCUUAGCCCUGCGGAGGCUGUGUAACCGGCUCAAAGGUGGAAAGGACUGUUCCCUCUGCUUUAUGUCUCAGCUCCUGGGGAAGCUUUGUGUGCAGGGACAUGGCGAUGCUGUUCUGCAGGUGCUGCUGCCCCCUUUGACGUCUCUGACUCAGUCGGAUUACAUUUGGCAGAGGAUCUGUUGGCGAUUGGUGGAGAAUGUUCCAGAUCGAUGGAUGGAGAGUGUGAUUUCUGGGCUGGUGUGCUUGGCGGCAGGGCCAGAGGUGCUGUGUCGGGUGCUUGGCAGCAUUGUGCUGAAGAAUAAGAAAGCUCAGUUUGUUGUAACCCAUAAACUGCUGCUCCUACAGUUCAGCUACCAGACUGCUGUGCUCCAAAGCCUCCUGGGAUACCUGGCAGGAGAGACUGGGCGACGGCAUUUACUGAUCAAGGUGCUGAAGCAGCUGAUGGAGACCUGGAGUAACCGCAGCGCUGUCCGGCACACGCCAGUGGAGCAGCAGCUGUACAUUACCAAAGCCAUCCUCAUUAGCCUGGCACACCUCCGAGACUCAGAGCUACAGGAGCACAGAGCAGAGCUACUGGCUGCAAUGAUGAGUGGGAUGGAAUGUCACCUGGACAGUAACCUGCCUCGUGUGCGACGUCUCGGCAUGCUGCUGGCUCAGAGUCUCAGCCCCAGGAUCUGCCCCAGCGAACAACCCCUCAGCUUCCAGUACGAGGAAGAUGAGGAAACAAAAGAAUUGCAGUCUCUCUUAAUACUGAGACCGCAGUCUUCCUGGAAGAGCACUCAGCAGGAGCAGAGUGGUGCUGGGUGUGAGCCGGCCAGGGACAUCGAGGAGCAGUGUGCAGGGCUAGCUCCCCCCGGCCUGCCCUCGCAGGACCCAGAGUCUGACUCCGAGCUCGACAGUGAUGAUGAACUCAUCCCAUACGAUAUGUCGGGUGACCGGGAGCUACAGAAGUGCAAAGCCCCAGCCUACAUCAGUGGCUGCGUGGAAGUCCUGAUGAAUUGCGAAGAUCCUGAGCAAAUUGAGGCCACUCUGAACACUGUGGAGAGUCUGAUCAGGAAAACUCCCGCUGCAACCAAAGAGCUCAGUCUACAUUUAGCGAGGCUGCUGCUACAUCUUGAUGACAAGUACAACAUUGAGGGCUUUGUGUCUCUGCGUCAGCGAGCGAUGGUGGGGCUGCUUGUGGUGGACACCAUUGCUGUCGCUCAGUACCUUACUCAGCAGUUUUACGCAGUAAACUACAGCUUGUGCCAGCGGCUGGACAUCUUGGAUGUUCUGGCAUUGGCUGCACAGGAACUAUCGCAGCCUGGCACAGAAAGCAAAGCAGCACCUGCACCUCUGCUCGAUUGUGGGAGAGGAGGUGGUGGAGCAGCGCUGCCUGUACCUCACGCCCAGCACUGGCGGAGGAUAGUGGAUGAGCGGAUAAAGAGCAAGACCCGGCGCUUCGCUCAAGGAGUCUCCAGGCCAGAAGCCAUUGCUGCUCCAAACCGAUAUGGCCCCGUCGCUGCUCACUUCUUCUUUCCUCUGAUCAGCAACUAUGACAGGCCCCAGACCAGCUUUGACUUUCUUGGCGAGCAGCCGCUGAUGAUGGGACGCCUGAUCCACACACUGGGAAUCCUCAUGUACUUCGCUGUGAAUACACCGAUUGCUAUUCACAUGGGCAAAUCACUCCUGGAUUUUAUCUGGACUGUUCGGUACCAUACAGAUACAUAUGUCCGCCAGGGAAUCCUCUUUGCUGUUUCCUCACUGCUACUGAGCGUGCCCAGCGAGGGUCUCCUGUCUGAGGUGCUGGAUGAGGUCCUGGAACUGAGAUGCUGGCUGGCAGACGUUGCUGAGAAAGAUGCAGAUGGAGAUUGCCGGAGGUUGGCUGUGCAGAGUCUUCUUUUACUAGAAAACAUCAGACAGAAACUGGGAAUCUGUCUGGAAUAGUUGGAGCAGUGAAGCUAGAAGACAUGUCUCUGGGUGUGGCUGCUUCUCGUUUACAAAGCAAAAUGUUUUGUGACCCAGAAAAUCGGUUGCGCUCGCCAGUCUCGACGGCUACAGAGCAGGAUCUCCAAGGCGGUACAGAGUGUACUUCGCUCCAGUAACAACAUGUAUAUCAUCGUCCCAAUUCAUGGAAGGUCACAGAACUUGAGUAAAGCUGAGACACAGCAUCGGAAAAGUGAUCGUAACUGCCCAUCGCUGGCACUGCCUGACACUAGUGUCCCAGCAGAGGGCAGAUGGUUGUGGUGCAGUGCACAGGAUAUAAAGUUCAAUCUGUCAGUGUAACAGAAGCUGUUAAAGCCACUGCAAUAUGUCACAGAUGUAAGAUCAUGUACACUGAUGUACAUGAAUAGGCUUUCUGUUCACAGCCCUGGUCUAAAUGAGCAUUUGUGUAAUAAACUUUGUGCUAUUUUAUGAAUCUUUGAACUCCCUAUGAUGUGAGAUCUAAUCAAUUUGUAAUAUAGCAGCAACAAGUGAGACUGGGACAAUAGUUUGAUUCACAGAAUUCUGUGCUAUAUGUAACUGCUCCACAUGUGAUGUUAGUCUUGUGUAUAUUGCCUGAAAGAGUUGCUGGGUGUGUCUCAGAGCCAAAAAGGGGAAGUAGAUUGAUUGGGGCCCAUGUUGUCCCCGUACUGACUGACUGAAAGGACAUCAGCAAUGACCUGGGGGACCAGGGAGAAAAUAACAAAGCACUGGUAAAGUGACCCAGAGCUGCAGAGUGCAGGGGACGGUAUUUCCUGCCGGAGCAGACUGCUUCACUGGACCAUGUUACUGCUGGUUCUGAGAAUUUUGGGGUGGAUCCUUAUUUCCAAACUGCCAAUGGCAAUGACCACAAAACAGAGUUGAUUGGGGCAACUAUCUCAGGCAGUUCGACCGACCCGUCUCUGCCCUCACAAAGGCAGUACUUGUGAUGGGUAAGCUUUCAUCACUGGUGCCUGACCCUAGUGUGACGUGAGAUGGUGAGUGGCAUGCCAUGCAAGCUCAAUCUGACCCUCCAAUUUUGACCAGAAGGGAAGUCUCAGGUGAGCGAUCAAGAGGAAGAAAUGUGGCUGAGGUUUUCUUUGGGUUGAAAAUACUGAGUCAAUUGGGACAAAUCUACCACUUGGAAUCCUAUUGAUGGGAUGGGCAGCCUCAUAUUGAUCACCAAGGCCCCAGAGAUCCUCGAUCUGCGUGGCUCAGGCAAAGCAACGUUAUUGCAAUUGCCCACUCACUGGGCAUAGCAUUGUGAAGCCAGAGAUCCCUCUUACUCCCACACCCACCCUCCUUUACUCUCCUCCCCA
Callorhinchus milii (elephant shark) is the source of this 3934-nucleotide messenger RNA. RefSeq names its product TEL2, telomere maintenance 2, homolog (S. cerevisiae) (gene telo2). Gene Ontology annotation, cellular component: cytosol. NCBI's taxonomy places the organism in Eukaryota, Metazoa, Chordata, Chondrichthyes, Chimaeriformes, Callorhinchidae. Gene Ontology annotation, biological process: telomere maintenance via telomerase; protein stabilization. The record is from RefSeq and is a predicted model, not a curated record. Gene Ontology annotation, molecular function: telomeric repeat DNA binding; Hsp90 protein binding. The transcript is spliced from 21 exons. Bases 120 to 2600 code for a protein of 826 amino acids.